Messenger RNA from Ipomoea nil (Japanese morning glory), 1713 nucleotides. Its product is annotated as DNA-dependent metalloprotease WSS1. The record is from RefSeq and is a predicted model, not a curated record. Bases 245 to 1492 code for a protein of 415 amino acids. Lineage: Eukaryota; Viridiplantae; Streptophyta; Magnoliopsida; Solanales; Convolvulaceae. The transcript has 4 exons.
UGCCCAAUUGCCCAUGCCCCGAUCUGAACCGGGCAUAUACCCGACAUGUGAAUGCUCCUCUGAGCAUACCCAUUUUGGCAAUGUCAAAAUCCCGCCAAAUUCAGCAGCCUGAUCAAACAUCUCGCCUGAUUCCGGAAAACGCCUUUCCGGUUCCGUAUUCACCAAUCACGAUUCACUAGCGAUUUUGAGUUGCAUUGCUGGGGAAUUAGGGUUUUCUCUAGGGUUAGGAAUUGGUUCGAGAACGAUGAGUAUGGGCGACAUGAACAAAGUAUGGGAGAUCAAAGCCCUGAAGCGAAAGCCGAAAGGAGAAGAAGCGCAGAAGAUUCUGGAACGGAUAGCCAAGCAGGUUCAGCCGAUCAUGCGUAAACACAGUUGGAGAGUCAAAGUCCUUUCCGAAUUCUGUCCAAAGAAUCCAAGACUUCUGGGAGUGAAUGUAGGAGCUGGUAUUAAUGUAAAGCUUAGGCUUAGGAGGCCGAACAGGGAUGAAGAAUUUCUUCCGUUUAAUAAUGUUUUGGACACCAUGCUUCAUGAGCUUUGCCACAAUGCUCAUAGUGCUCAUAAUUCAAGUUUCUACAAGCUUUGGGACGAACUUAGGAAGGAAUGUGAAGAUCUUAUGAGCAAGGGGAUAAGUGGGACAGGGGAAGGGUUUGAUCUCCCUGGAAAGCGCGUGGGGGGGUUCUUUCCUCAGCCAUCUCUGUCAUCGCUACGGAAGACUGCAGCUGUUGCUGCAGAAAAGAGGGCACGUCUUACAUCUUUGUUGCCACCUGGCCCUAAACGCCUUGGGGGGAAUAAAUCAAUCAUGGGUGCACUUACUCCAAUACAAGCCGCUGCCAUGGCUGCAGAGAGGAGAUUACAAGAUAACAUCUGGUGUGGUUCAGAGUCUUGUAAUAUGCAUGGAGAUGAUGAUGAUGAUUCUGAUCCAUCGUUAAAACCUUUGAAUGUGGAGCCUACUUCUGUGAAACCAAAGCUUUCUAGUAAUGUAUAUCAACAGCCUAUUAAUACAAUACCUCAAAAAAGAAACAGAGAGCCAACAAAUGUUUCAUUUUCAAGUUCUUCAGAUGAUCAUAAUGUGUUCACUUCUACAUCUGAAUCUGCGCCUAGUCACAGGGACAAAUCUUGCAAGAAAGUCCGCGGAGAGGGAACAUCACUUCCUCGGCCACCAUAUGAUCAUAAAGGGUCAGAUUUUGUGGAUUUAACUGAUGAUAACUCAAAUCAAAGAUUAGUUCCUAGCCAUGAUGUGGUACGUAGUUUGGAGAAUUCAGUAGCUUGGGAAUGUUCAAUGUGCACUUUGUUGAAUCCGCCGUUUGCUCCAAUCUGUGAGCUUUGUCAAGCUCGAAAGCCCAAGGACUGUGAUGACAAGGAUAAGAUGUGGUCAUGCAAAUUUUGUACGCUGGAUAACAGUACGAAGUUGGAGAAAUGUGCAGCGUGUGGAGAAUGGAGGUACUCUCACGGCCCACCUGUUGCAACGCCAGCGCCUAAUCUUGGUACUUGACUUCAACUUUUGCUGCACUGGAUCACUUUUCUGUAUUUAUGGUUAGUUUUGCUGUUGCUGGCUGGAAGAAAGUUAUUUCAAGAGUCUAUUUCUGAAGAAUUGAAUUUCUCAUUUUCUCUAAAUUCAUGUUUUACAUCUGCUUAUAAUUCCGGAAGAUUAGAACCUCCUGCAUGAAGAAAAGGAAAUUUUGUAGAUGGUUUUGUGACUGUAGAAUGGAACUA